This is a messenger RNA of Zingiber officinale, 1062 nucleotides long. RefSeq lists its product as uncharacterized. Lineage: Eukaryota; Viridiplantae; Streptophyta; Magnoliopsida; Zingiberales; Zingiberaceae. The coding region runs from base 1 to 1062 and encodes 353 amino acids. The transcript has 2 exons. The record is from RefSeq and is a predicted model, not a curated record.
AUGGCUCACCUUCUCCCAGUUCUCCUCCUGCUGGCCUCCCUUCGGCUGGCCCAAGCUCAGUACUUCAACUUCCCUCCGCCUCCGUCGUCGCCGCCGACUCCCACUCCCGCAGCUGAGCCACCUUCUCGGGUGGCCGGGAGGAACCAUCCAUCCGAUUCCUUCAUCUGCAACGACCCCCGCAGCUCUUGCUUCGGCCGAAACCUUACCUGCCCUCCUCAGUGCCCUGCCUUCCGGCCAGCAAAUCCCAAUGAGAAGGCGUGCUUUGUGGACUGCAGCAAUCCCACCUGCGAGGCUGUUUGUGGAAGCAGAAGACCUAACUGCAAUGGCGUGGGGGCGGCAUGCAGGGACCCGCGGUUCGUCGGCGGUGACGGCAUCGUGUUCUACUUCCGCGGACGGGCGAACCAGCACUUCGCCCUCGUAUCCGACGCCGGCUUCCAGAUCAACGCGCGAUUUAUCGGCCUCCGCCCCGCCGGGCGCCGCCAUGACUACACCUGGGUGCAGUCGCUCGGUAUCCUUUUCGGCCGCGAUUCCCUCACUGUGGUCGCCACUCCUGCCGCUUCCUGGGACGCCUCCGCCGACCACCUCUCCUUUGCCUUCGACGGCGAGCGCUUCGACCUUGCCCUCGGCCACCUCUCCUCCUGGUCCGCCGGCGACCUCUUCGUGGAGCGCACCACCACUGUCAACAGCGUGGCAGUGGCUCUUCCGGGGGCGUUUGAGAUGAGAGCGACUGCAGUGCCGGUGACGGAGGAGGAUGACAGGGUGCAUCACUACGGCGUGCCGGCCGGCGACUGCUUCGUGCACUUGGAUGUCCAGUUUAAGUUCGCGGGGCUGACGGAGAGGGUGGAAGGCGUGCUCGGCCAGACCUACCAGCCGAACUACAGGAAUCCGGUGAAGCUGGGGGUGGCGAUGCCCAUCAUGAGCGGGGAGGAGCGCUACUUCCUGCCGUCCCUGCUGGCCACCAACUGCAACAGCUGCAUCUUCUCGCCUGAAGCGGCCGCCGGAGACGGGGACACGUCGUCUACGAUUCACCGGCAGUCAUCUUGGAUUGCACAAGCAAGGUAA